Molecule: messenger RNA, 2217 nt
Organism: Phalaenopsis equestris
Lineage: Eukaryota; Viridiplantae; Streptophyta; Magnoliopsida; Asparagales; Orchidaceae
Product: pentatricopeptide repeat-containing protein At1g43980, mitochondrial-like
Exons: 2
Coding region: 161-2026 (621 amino acids)
Biological process (GO): RNA modification
Molecular function (GO): RNA binding; protein binding
Source: RefSeq, a predicted model, not a curated record
CUGAGCCGACUCGGUCAUCCUGAAAUUCCCUUUCUCCAGUUUCAGUCAAUUCCAUUUCCUCCAAACCUCCCUGACCAAAUUCAAUCAACUGACGCCCUGCAAGAACUCUUGCGAGGACUCCAAUGGGUCUCAGCCUCCAACAUCAGCUUCUUAAAAGCCCAUGUCAUCUCCCUCUCCCGCGCCAAACCCUAAGCAUCUCUAUCCGUCUUCUUCUUCCUCCCUCCUCAUCGACCGCUGCCUCUCCUUCAGCUCCCUCCAAUCAACCCACGCUGUUCACGCCCGCCUCCUCAAGCUCGGCCUCCAUCGCAACACUUUCCUCUGCAACCGCCUCCUCCAUCUCUACUCCCGUCUUGCCUCUCUCCCCUCCGUUCUCCGAGCCUUCAGUGACAUUUCUGCCAAAAACAUCUACACCUGGAACAUCUUACUUUCCGCAGUAUCAAAGGCCGGUCGCCCGCCAGACGCCCGCAAGGUGUUCGAUGAAAUGCCUGCAAGAGAUACUGUUAGCUGGAACUCGAUGAUGUCCUGCUAUGCUGGCAACGGAUUAUUUGAUGUUGCUUUUGCUGUUUUCUACGCAAUGCGAGAGCUUGGGUUGAGAGGUAACGCAUACACCAUAUCCAUUUCUGCAUCCUGCGUUUUCUCCCAACCGCAAGCUAAGCAGAUUCAUGGAAAUGCUAUUCGUUGUGGAUUUGAUUCUUCCAGUGUUGUGGUUGGAAAUUCUCUUAUCAACAUGUAUGGAAAAAUCGGCCUUGUUGACUGUGCGUAUUGUGUGUUCCGGAGAUUGGAGAGUCCCGAUGCCAUUUCAUGGAACUCCAUGAUAUCAGCUUUCGGCGACUCUGGGCAUGGAAGCUCUUCUUUUGAAUGUUUUAGAAGCAUGUUGGCUUCUGGAUUGUCCCCGGACGAGUUUAGCAUUUCAGCCAUUAUUAGCGUCUGUGCAGACCUUAAGGACUUGGUCAAGGGUGAGCAGGUAUUGGAUGAUUCCAUUCGGCUAUUCAGAGAAAUGGAGAGAUGGGACUCUGCAACUCUUAACUCCGUGGUAUCAGUCUAUGCAAAAUCCGGGCUUGUCCAUGAAGCUCUGAAUCUCUUUGUUAUGGCAGUUGGUAGAAAUGUUAGACCGACAGAGUUCACUUUUGCAAGCAUUUUGGGCUCAAAUUCCUGCUUUGGUUUACCUGAGCAAGGCAGGCAGAUCCAUUGUUUUGUUCAUAAGUUGGGAAUGGAGGCAGAUGUUAUCAUUUCAACUGCUUUAGUUGACAUGUACAUGAAAUUGGGCUCAGAAGAAUCUGCUACCAAUAUUUUCUCUUCGAUGAUUUUCAAGGACUUGAUAUCUUGGAACACAAUGAUUAUUGGGUUGGCACAGAAUGGACAAGGAGAAGAAGGUUUGAGAAAGUUUCAAGAACUGCUUGAAAGUGGUAUCAAGCCAGAUCGAAUCACUCUACUUGGUGUCUUAUUGGCUUGCAGUCACAGGGGAAUGGUCUCUGAAGGAAAGAAGAUACUAUACUCAAUGGAAGAAAAACAUGGAAUCAAAUGUGGCAUUGAGCACUAUUCUUGUGCUGUGGAGAUGAUGGGGAGAUCAGGGAGGUUGGAAGAGGCAAUCAAAAUUAUUGAAACAAUGCCAUUCAAGCCUAAUGCAUCCAUGUUAGGUCUGCUUCUUGAAGCUUCAAGUAUUCAUGGGAGCUUGAGUUUCACUGAAAAAAUUGCUGAGAAGAUGAUGGAGUUAGAACCUCAGUGCUCUUUACCAUACAAUACGUUGGGUCGUAUGUAUGGGAGAAGAGGCAUGUGGGAAAGCAUGGCUUGGAUUUGGAGGAUUAUGGAGGAAAGAGGAGUGAAAAGAGUAAGUGAAUGCAGUUGGAUUGGCAUCAAGAAUCAAAUUUUUACUUUCAGUGAUGAUGAAGUGUUGCAUCAUGGAGGAGAAGUCAUGUAUUCAAUAUUGGGUUUGUUGAUUUGGGAGUUGGCGAAAGAAGGCUAUGGGCCAAGAGGAUAUGGAGAAGGAUUUGAGGAAGAUGAAGAUGAAGAAGAUGAUCAUGUAUGAGUGGAUCGGUUUUCUUGCCUGUCAUGCAUGUUGAACUUUUGAAGCUUGAAGAGGUAUUAUUUUGUAUUUUGUUGCUAUAGCUGCCAAUAUAGUUGCCCAAGCUUUGUUACCAACACCAUGUUUAAGCUUGUAAUAUUGUGUAGAUUGGUUGAACCAAAAUUGAUAGAGAUAGACAACAAAAUUGUGAAUAA